Molecule: messenger RNA, 1582 nt
Organism: Scophthalmus maximus (turbot)
Lineage: Eukaryota; Metazoa; Chordata; Actinopteri; Pleuronectiformes; Scophthalmidae
Product: cytosolic sulfotransferase 3
Exons: 8
Coding region: 161-1042 (293 amino acids)
Biological process (GO): sulfation
Cellular component (GO): cytoplasm
Molecular function (GO): sulfotransferase activity
Source: RefSeq, a predicted model, not a curated record
GAGCAACACCCCCCGUCCGCACGUCAGGCGUCGGUCGUUACCCCCCCCCCCUCCCCGGACGUCGUCAGGAUUGGACAAUUGGACAAUUGCGAAGUGUACCGCGAGUGAAAGUCGACUGCAGCUGCUGGCUGGUCAUAUUUGUGCUCGGAGAUUCGUUGAGAUGGAGCUGCCACUUCGACCAACUCUGUUUGACUUCCAUGGAGUCUCCAUGACCAAAUACUUCACCGACAACUGGGACGACAUACAAAACUUCAAAGCGAGACCAGAUGAUAUUCUUAUAGCUACCUAUCCUAAAGCAGGCACCACGUGGGUCUCUUACAUCCUGGAUCUGCUGUAUUUUGGCCAGAUGUGUCCCGAGCGUCAGACGUCCAUUCCAAUUCAAGAGAGAGUUCCCUUCCUGGAGAUCAGCAUUCCUUAUGGAGUCAAAGGUAAAGACCUCGCAGACCGUCUUCCCACCACUCCUCGUCUUAUUAAAACUCACCUACCUGUCCAGUUAGUGCCCAGGUCCUUCUGGGAGCAGAACAGCAGGAUAGUGUAUGUCGCCCGUAAUGCCAAGGACAACGCAGUUUCCUUUUUCCACUUUGACCGCAUGAACAAUAUGGAGCCAGAACCAGGCGAGUGGAGCAACUUCCUACAGAAUUUCAAGGAGGGGAAGAUGGUGUUUGGAUCGUGGUACGACCAUGUGAACGGCUGGUGGGAGAAGAAACAGACACAUUCAAAAAUUCACUACAUGUUCUAUGAAGAUCUGAUUGAGGACUGUGGACGUGAGCUGGACCAGCUCUGUUCCUUCCUUGGUUUGUCUCCCUCGGCUGAGGAGAAGGAAAGAAUCUUAACUGGAGCGAAGUUUGAUAAUAUGAAACACAACAAAAUGGCCAACUAUUCCACUGUUCAAAUAAUGGAUCACAGUGUGUCUCCUUUCAUGAGAAAAGGGAAAGUUGGUGACUGGAAGAACCACUUCACUGUGGCGCAGAAUGAAGAGUUUGAUGAAGACCACAAGAAAAAGAUGAAGAACUCCACACUGAAGUUUCGUACCGAAAUGUAGAGGCGUGGCCGGGCUGCGCAUAAUGACUCAUUAUUAUCAUUAUAAUCAAUCUUAGCUGAUGUGUGAUCAAACAACGACAAUAAUGUUGUUGAAGCUGUUUUCAGACAUCGUGUCCCUACAUUUUUCCAGUUUGCUGAGAAGAAGGCAGCAGGAGACGCAUUCAAAAAGGAUCAUUCAGGUGAGGGGUGGCGCUGUGUACAGCGUACAGCGCCCACUCGCUCGCAGUGAAUCUUCCGUCGAUUUCUCUUCUGAGAGGAAAAAUUCCGAAAUAUGGCUAGAGCAACAUUUUCGGACAUUCGGAAAAUGUACGGACUUCAGUGCCGGUCUGAAAGCAGCUUUAGUCAGGUUUAAAAUUUUUGGUGACAAUGAAAUUAUAUUAUCGUUGUGAGACACGAAUGUAUCAAAUAUCAAAGCUCGAUGAGUUUGACUUUCACUGAUUUUACUGUGACUUUUUUUAAAGGAAUUUGCUGGAAGUGGAUCCACUGUGCAGCUGCAGCUUAAGUUUCCUGACAGCAAUGUCAACAAUGAAAAAGAAACCCA